AUGAAACAAGAAAUUGCAAUAUAUGCACUGGACAAGAAUUUAAGUCAGCCAGGGACUGUGCACAGUGGUCGAGAGACAAUAUGUCGCAAUGGAUCUUUGUUGCUCAAAACUGUCAACCAAAAUGAUGCGGGAUUCUAUACCUUACGGACCUAUAAUAGAAAUGGAAAAAUCAUAUCAACAACAUCCAUGUAUCUCCAUGUGCAGGCUUUCCUUUGGAAGUGUGGGAACCUUGGUACAUCGGUCAAGUUCACUAUUGAAUCAGUGCCACCCAGUGUUACUGAAGGAGGAAGUGUUCUUCUAGUCAUUCACAAUCCCCCUGAGAAUAUUUUAGGCUUUGUCUGGUUCAAAGGAAAGACUGAGUUCAAGAACAUUGUGGCUGCCCAAAUUAUAUCCCAUGGAAAAUCAGCGGUGUGGGGGCCUGCAUACAGUGGCAGAGAGAUGUUACACAGUGAUGGAUCUCUGCUGAUUCACGGUGUCAUUCAAAAAGACCCCGGAUUGUACACCUUACGGAUUCUGAGGACAGAUAUGAGAAGAGAAGAUACACAAGUGCAGCUCCAGGUGGAGACUUCCCUUUCUCUGUUCUGUAACCUUCUCACUUCUUCCCAACUCAUAAUUCAACCUGUGCCUCAGUAUCCUGCUGAAGGGGAAAGCAUACUUCUCCAAGUUCAAAAUCUUCCAGAAGACCUGCAAUCCUUUUCCUGGUACAAAUCAAAGCAUGGGACCCCGGUAAAUGAAAUUGUAGAAUACAGAAGAGACAUGAAUUCCAUCUCAUGGGGACCUGCACACAGAAAAAGAGGGAUGGUGUACAGUAAUGGAUCUCUGAUGCUCCAUGAUGUCACAGAGAAAGAUUCAGGAAUCUACACAUUGUCAUUUAUAAACAAAGAUUUCAAUGUUGAAAAAGCAUACGUGGAAUUUUAUAUAAAGAAGGAUGUGACACAGCCCUUUGUGCAAAUCACUGAUACCACAGUCACAGGAGGUACAUCUGUGAUCUUCACCUGCAUUUCACCUGACACUGAUACCUCCAUUCGCUGGAUCUUUGGUAAGAAGAAUCUGCAGAUCACGGAGAGGAUGACUCUGUCCCCGACAAAGUGUGGGCUCAAAAUAGAUCCUGUCCAGAGUGAGGAUGCAGGAGAGUAUCAGUGUGAGGUCUCUAACCGAUUCAGUUUGAAGACCAGUCUCCCAGUUUCCUGGCCAUGA
This is a messenger RNA of Mesocricetus auratus (golden hamster), 1197 nucleotides long. RefSeq names its product pregnancy-specific glycoprotein 22-like. Lineage: Eukaryota; Metazoa; Chordata; Mammalia; Rodentia; Cricetidae. Gene Ontology annotation, cellular component: external side of plasma membrane. The coding region runs from base 1 to 1197 and encodes 398 amino acids. Gene Ontology annotation, biological process: T cell activation. The transcript is spliced from 4 exons. The record is from RefSeq and is a predicted model, not a curated record.